Messenger RNA from Aspergillus ibericus CBS 121593, 384 nucleotides. RefSeq names its product type 1 glutamine amidotransferase domain-containing protein. Lineage: Eukaryota; Fungi; Ascomycota; Eurotiomycetes; Eurotiales; Aspergillaceae. The transcript has a single exon. Bases 1 to 384 code for a protein of 127 amino acids. The record is from RefSeq and is a predicted model, not a curated record. Gene Ontology annotation, molecular function: glyoxalase III activity.
AUGUACGACCUCUACAGCGACCAGACCUCCCUCUCCCUAAUCCAAUCCUUCGCUGUGGCCAAAAAGCCCGUCGCCGCCGUCUGCCACGGCCCCGCGGUCCUCGUCAACGCCACCACCCCCUCCGGCACGCCUCUGCUCGCCGGUGCCGAAGUCACCGCUUUCUCUAACGUCGAGGAAGACCAGGUGCAGCUGAGCUCCAUCAUGCCGUUCAUGUUGGAGGAUGAGCUCAAGCGCGUGGGCGCGAGGUAUGUGCGGGCGGAGCCGUGGGCCGAGAAGGUGGUGGUUUCGAGCGUGCACGAGCUCGGGGGGGUGGUUGUGACGGGGCAGAAUCCGGCGAGUGCGACGGGGGUUGGAAAGGCGAUUUUGAAGGCGUUGGGAUUGUAA